AUGAAGAGAUUUCCAGAUAUUCAUGCAUCAAGUGGAAUGAAUUCAAAAAAACAACGAAGUUUGGAUAAUUUAAAUUUGCUUGAUGAUGAAAACUUACAAUCUUGGAUUGAGAAAUUUAAACUUCAAUAUGGAUUAAUUAUCAAUGAAAUGGGCAUAAAAAAAGGAAAUAUCCAACCUUUUAAUUCUUCAACAAAUCUAAAAAUUAAUAAAAUUAAUCCAACUGAUUCUAUAAAAACCAGCUUGACAAUCACAAAUUCAUUAUUACAUUCUUAUCUUUUAAAAAGUAAUAUUAAACGAACAAUUCAUUAUGAGAUUAGUAGUCAGCAAAUUGAAUUGACAUUUGAAAACUUUGUACCAUCAAAUAAAUUAAUUAAAGAUGUGCACGAAGCAUUAGAUACAGAAAAUCCUUAUCAUGAGCUUGAAAUUAUAUUUAAUGAAUAUGGUCAUUUAUUAUGUAAAAAAAUUAUAUUAGGUGGAAAAUUAUCAAGAUCACUACAUUUGGAUUUGAAUGGUGGAAAAUUAUCAAGAUCACUGCAUUUGGAUUUGAAUGAACUAUCAAAUUCACUAAAUUCAGAUUUAAAUGGCGGAAAAUUAUCAAGAUCACUACAAUUGGAUUUAAAUGAAAACUUAUUUAAAGAAAGGACAAUUGAAAAACAAAUAGAUACAUUAAGCAUGAAUAACAAUAAAGAACUUGAUGAAAUGUUAAAAGAAUGGGAUGAUAUUCAUAGGAAGGUUGAUUAUGAUUUUGAUUUGGAUAAUGAAUUUUUUUUUAACAAAAAUGGACAUACUACAAAAAGAAAUUUAGUAAUUGAGUGGAUAAAAAUAAUGGCUGAAGAUUCAGGAUUUUGGGAUGUAAUUUAUUAUGCUGAUCUAAUUCCACUAUAUAAAAUUUUAGAAGAAUCAUUACAAAAAGAAAUUGAACUUCUUUUCAAAGAUCAAAUAUUAAUGAUAGAUUCAAUCAAAAUUGAAGAUAAAAAUACAAAAUAUUAUAGAGUUGAUUUUAAAACUCCUUUGAAAAGUGAUAAAUAUCAAAUUUAUGGAGUCAUUUUUAAUAAAAAUUCUGAAAAAUGCUUUGAUAUUAUCAUCAAAUUUAAAUAUUUUGAUCAGUAUGGAUUUUCAAUAAUCAUUGAAAGGUUUGAUGAAAACCAAGAUGAUAUUUCUCAUAUUCAAUGGGAAAUGGUUGGUUCUCCUGCAGAAAUAGGAUUUUAUAGUAAAAAUACUAGAAAUUUAGAAAUGAUGAAUAGUGAAGAGAGUUCCAGAACUGAUUUAGAUGAUAUCUUUAGGAUGACUUCACUAAAUAAUUCUCUUGGUGGUGGAGAUAAAGGAAAAAAUGUAGAAAAUACUGAUGAAAUU
Molecule: messenger RNA, 1353 nt
Organism: Entrophospora candida
Lineage: Eukaryota; Fungi; Glomeromycota; Glomeromycetes; Entrophosporales; Entrophosporaceae
Source: the annotation of a GenBank genome assembly